CACACAAAAGCUAACAUGCUAUUUGGAUCCAGAUCUCUUGCUUUUCUAUUAUAAACAAAACAUGGGGUUUCCCCACUGAUAUAUCCCAACACCCUGCUCUUCUGCAUUCUUCCUCGCUUCCCUCCCCAAUCCCAGUAUGGGAUUGUUGCCUCCAAACUUACGUACAAUUAUCUUCUUCACCGUCUUAUCUUUCUUCUUCAGUUGCCUGGCCAUUGAUGAGCAAGGCCAAGCUCUGCUUUCUUGGAAGCAGACUCUAAGCAGCUCCACUGACGCACUUAGCUCUUGGAAUUCUUCAGAUCCCAAUCCGUGCAAGUGGUUUGGUGUUGCCUGCAACUCCAAGCUUGAAGUCACCAGCUUAAAGAUCAAACUAGUCGAUCUGCAAGGCCCAUUGCCUUCCAAUCUCCAACCUCUCAAGUCCUUGAAGAAUCUAGUGCUUUCAGCGAUCAACCUCACCGGCCCAAUUCCAGUAGAGUUCGGGGAGUACAGCGAGCUCGCCUUCCUCGACCUUAGCAAGAACCAAAUAUCGGGCGAUAUUCCGCAGGAAAUUUGCAAGCUGACCAAGCUCCGAUCCUUGGCUCUGCACUCCAACUCUCUACAAGGCGCCAUUCCGGCAGACAUUGGAAACCUCUCUGGCCUCACGUGCUUGACGCUCUAUGAUAACUACCUCAGCGGCGAGUUGCCAGCGAGCGUGGGGAAGCUGGAGAGGCUCGAGGUUUUCCGCGCCGGUGGGAACCGGAAUCUGAGAGGCUCCGUGCCUGCCGAGAUUGGCAAUUGUAGGAGCUUAGUGAUGUUGGGCCUGGCAGUGACCGGCUUAUCGGGGAGGCUUCCUUCCACUAUCGGUUUGCUCGAAAGAAUUCAAACCGUUGCUAUCUACACUUCUCAGCUGUCGGGGCCAAUCCCAGGAGAGAUUGGCAACUGCACUCAGCUGACCAAUCUUUAUCUGUAUCAGAAUUCUCUCUCCGGUCCGAUUCCGCCGGAACUCGGCCGGCUUCGGAACCUGAAAACUCUAUUCCUGUGGCAGAACAACUUGGUCGGAGCAAUUCCACCGGAGCUCGGUCAGUGCGAGCAACUGAUCCUCAUGGACUUGUCCUCGAAUUCGCUUACUGGAAGUAUUCCCGAGAGCUUCGGUAACUUGCGGAACCUUCAACAGAUGCAGCUGAGUACCAAUCAGCUCACCGGAGCUAUCCCAUCGGAUAUCUCGAACUGCACGGCGCUGACUGAUAUCGAGGUGGACAACAAUGGUCUUUCUGGAGAGAUAGGAAUCGACUUCAGGAGAUUGGAGAACCUCACUCUGUUCUACGCUUGGCAGAAUUGGCUCACGGGGAGCAUUCCGGCGAGCUUGGCUCAGUGCCGGAAUUUGCAAUCGCUGGACCUCUCUUACAACAACUUGACGGGCUCGAUUCCUAAGGAGCUAUUCGGGCUGCAGAAUUUGACCAAAUUGCUUCUCCUGUCCAAUGAGUUGACCGGAUUUCUGCCGCCGGAGAUUGGCAAUUGCACGAAUCUUUAUCGGCUGCGGCUGAAUGGCAACCGCCUAGGAGGCACUAUUCCGGCAGAGAUCGGCAAUCUCGAGAACCUUAAUUUUCUUGACAUGAGCAACAACCGGCUCGUCGGCCCGAUUCCGGCGGCCAGCUCCGGGUGUCAGAACCUCGAAUUCCUCGACCUUCAUUCCAAUGGCCUGAGCGGCAGCCUGCCGGAGUCGCUGCCAAGGAGCCUGCAGUUUGUUGACUUCUCCCAAAAUAGGCUGACCGGAGUAAUAAGUCCUGUUGUUGGAUCGCUGCCGGAGCUGACGAAGCUCUUGCUAGGUAGGAAUCAGCUCUCCGGCGGAAUCCCUGCGCAGCUCGGGUCAUGCAGCAAGUUGCAACUUUUAGAUCUCGGUGACAACUUCUUCUCCGGCGAGAUACCAGGCGAGUUAGGCCAACUUCCCGCGCUGGAGAUCUCGCUCAAUCUCAGCUGCAACCGUCUCUCCGGAGAGAUCCCGCCGCAGUUUUCAUCCCUUGAGAAACUCGGUUGCCUCGACAUCUCGCACAACGAACUCCACGGAGACCUCCGGGUCGUCGCCACGCUACAGAAUCUGGUUGCUCUGAACGUAUCCUUCAACGCCUUCUCAGGAGAACUUCCUGACACCCCCUUCUUCAGGAACCUCCCUCUCGCGGACCUUGAAGGCAACCACGGCCUAAUCAUCGCCGACGGCCGUCCCUCGGCCCAAGAAACACAGAGAAGAGCAGCCGUCUCAGCUCUGAAGCUCGCGAUGACGUUCCUGAUCAUCGUCAGCGCGGCGCUCCUCCUGACGGCCGCCUUCCUCCUCGCUCGUGCGCGUGCCGAGCCGCGCGGCGGCGGCGCCGACGACGCGUGGGAGAUCACGCUCUACCAGAAGCUGGACCUCUCGGUCGACGACGUCCUCCACGAACUGACGUCAGCUAACGUGGUUGGGACCGGGAGCUCCGGGGUGGUCUAUAAGGUCUCCAUCCCAAGCGGAGUGACGCUGGCCGUCAAGAAGAUGUGGUCGCCAGCGGACGACGACUCGGGUGAAUUCCGCAGCGAGAUCGCCGCGCUGAGCACGUUACGCCACCGCAACAUCGUGCGCCUCCUCGGGUGGGGCCUCAACCGGAGCGCCAAGUUGCUGUUCUACAACUACUUACCCAACGGCUGCCUAAGCGGGUUCCUCCACCGGGGGGUGAAGGAGGCGGCGGCGUCGUGGGAGACUAGGUACGAGAUCGCAGUCGGGCUGGCGCGCGCCGUCGCCUACCUGCACCACGACUGCGUGCCGGCCAUCCUCCAUGGCGACAUCAAGGCCAUGAACGUGCUCCUCGGCCCAAGAUUUGAACCGUAUUUGGCGGACUUCGGCCUGGCCCGGGUAAUGGCCGACGGCGAACGUGCUCAUAAGUUGGACACCAAUUCAUGCCCUCCUCGCAUCGCCGGCUCGUACGGCUACAUGGCUCCAGAGCACGCGUCGAUGCGACGGAUAACGGAGAAGAGCGACGUGUAUAGCUACGGAGUGGUUCUGCUAGAGGUGAUAACGGGAAGGCAUCCACUGGACCCGUCGCUGCCCGGCGGGAUGGAUUUGGUGCAGUGGGUUCGAGUCCACCUGCAGAGGAAGCUGGACCCGGUUCAUCUCCUCGACGGCAGGCUGCUCGGCCAGCCGGAGCACCAGCUCCAAGAAAUUCUGCAAGCGCUAUCGAUCUCGGUUUUGUGCGUCGGCCACCGGCCGGAUGACCGGCCGGCGAUGAAGGAUGUGGUGGCGUUGUUGGAGGCGGUGAGGCGGCCGGCGAACGACGAGCAGACGAAGGAUCCGGCGACUGCCUCCGCCGCCGCUUGCCCAGUUCGCAAUGUGAAGUUGCAGGGGUCUUCGAAUUGCUCGUUUGCGAUGUCGGAGUACAGUAGUUGAAGAAAGCAUCUGGCGGAAGCUGCUUUAAUCUUGGGAAACAGUUUUGUGAAAGAUUAAGGUUAAUUUUUGCCCUUGUAAAUUAGUUUUCAAAAUUGCAGAUGCUUUGGUCACUAGGAUUAGAGAGGAUUCAGCUCGUAGAAACCACCUCUGCUCUGUCCUCUGCUAAUGGCUGCUGUACAUGUUAAUGCGGAAGACGAAGAUCAGUAAUAGAGCAUUAAGGAUUUCUCAGUAAAAAUUGCUACUUAUGUUGUUUGGUGAACAGAGAUGAAGAUUGAAGAACA
Molecule: messenger RNA, 3666 nt
Organism: Zingiber officinale
Lineage: Eukaryota; Viridiplantae; Streptophyta; Magnoliopsida; Zingiberales; Zingiberaceae
Product: LRR receptor-like serine/threonine-protein kinase RGI3
Exons: 2
Coding region: 137-3385 (1082 amino acids)
Biological process (GO): protein phosphorylation
Cellular component (GO): plasma membrane
Molecular function (GO): protein kinase activity; protein binding; ATP binding
Source: RefSeq, a predicted model, not a curated record